This is a messenger RNA of Rhinolophus ferrumequinum (greater horseshoe bat), 3313 nucleotides long. RefSeq names its product kelch like family member 12 (gene KLHL12). Bases 199 to 1905 code for a protein of 568 amino acids. Lineage: Eukaryota; Metazoa; Chordata; Mammalia; Chiroptera; Rhinolophidae. Gene Ontology annotation, molecular function: protein binding. The transcript has 12 exons. The record is from RefSeq and is a predicted model, not a curated record.
CGGCACCCGACGAGCGGGGCGACGGCUCGCGAGGCUCCGGGUCGGGGCGGCGGCGGCGGCGCCCGGGCUCCUGAGCCGCCUGCUGGCCGCGCCCAUCUCACCCCAUCCCCACGCGCGGGGCGCAGAUAUGCCCCCUCUUUUUUUCUCUUGUAUUUGCAGAAUCCCAGGGCCCAUUUCAUUCUUUUUCCACGUUGCUUGAUGGGAGGCAUCAUGGCCCCCAAAGACAUCAUGACAAAUACUCACGCGAAGUCCAUCCUCAACUCGAUGAACUCCCUCCGGAAGAGCAACACGCUGUGCGACGUGACCCUCAGAGUGGAGCAGAAGGACUUCCCUGCCCACCGCAUCGUGCUGGCUGCCUGUAGCGACUACUUCUGCGCCAUGUUCACGAGCGAGCUUUCAGAGAAGGGGAAGCCUUACGUCGACAUCCAAGGUCUGACCGCCUCUACCAUGGGAAUCCUGUUGGACUUCGUGUACACGGAGACGGUGCGUGUGACGGUGGAGAACGUGCAGGAGCUGCUGCCCGCAGCCUGUCUGCUUCAGCUAAAAGGUGUGAAGCAAGCCUGCUGCGAGUUCCUGGACAGUCAGCUGGACCCUUCCAACUGCCUGGGCAUCCGGGACUUCGCCGAGACGCACGGCUGCGCUGACCUGGUGAGGGCCGCCGAGGUCUUCAGCCAGAAGCACUUCCCGGAGGUCGUGCAGCAUGAGGAAUUCAUCCUCCUCGGCCAGGGGGAGGUGGAGAAGCUGAUCAAGUGCGACGAGAUCCAGGUCGACUCGGAAGAGCCUGUCUUCGAGGCCGUCGUCAGCUGGGUGAAGCACGCGAGGACGGAGCGGGAGGAGUCCCUGCCCGACCUGCUGCAGUACGUCCGCAUGCCUCUGCUGAGCCCCAGGUACAUCACAGACGUGAUAGACACCGAGCCUGUCAUCCGCUGCAGCCUGCAGUGCAGGGACCUCGUUGAUGAAGCAAAGAAAUUCCACCUCAGGCCCGAGCUGCGAAGUCAGAUGCAGGGACCCAGGACGAGGGCACGUCUGGGGGCCAACGAAGUGCUUCUGGUGGUUGGGGGCUUCGGCAGCCAGCAGUCUCCCAUCGACGUGGUGGAGAAAUACGACCCCAAGACUCAGGAGUGGAGCUUUCUGCCGAGCAUCACUCGGAAGAGGCGCUAUGUGGCCUCCGUGUCCUUACACGACCGCAUCUAUGUCAUCGGCGGCUACGACGGCCGCUCCCGCCUCAGCUCGGUGGAAUGUCUAGACUACACGGCAGACGAGGACGGGGUCUGGUACUCCGUAGCCCCGAUGAACGUCCGGCGGGGACUUGCUGGAGCCACCACGCUGGGAGACAUGAUCUACGUGUCUGGAGGCUUCGAUGGCAGUAGGCGUCAUACCAGCAUGGAGCGCUAUGACCCCAACAUCGACCAGUGGAGCAUGCUGGGAGACAUGCAGACCGCCCGGGAGGGCGCCGGGCUGGUGGUGGCCAGCGGCACGAUCUACUGCCUAGGAGGAUAUGAUGGGUUGAACAUCUUAAAUUCAGUUGAGAAAUAUGAUCCCCAUACAGGACACUGGACUAAUGUCACACCAAUGGCCACCAAACGCUCUGGUGCAGGAGUAGCCCUGCUGAAUGACCAUAUAUACGUGGUGGGGGGAUUUGAUGGUACCGCCCACCUCUCUUCCGUUGAAGCGUACAACAUCCGCACCGAUUCCUGGACAGCUGUCACCUGUAUGACCACCCCGCGGUGCUAUGUGGGGGCCACGGUGCUUCGGGGCAGACUGUAUGCGAUUGCUGGCUACGACGGGAACUGUCUGCUGAGCAGCAUCGAGUGCUAUGACCCCGUCAUCGACAGCUGGGAAGUGGUGACAUCCAUGGGGACCCAGCGCUGUGAUGCUGGCGUGUGUGUUCUCCGAGAGAAGUGACCCCUCUUGGCGCACCACCCAGAGCUAGUGACCAGUUCAAGGAGCAGUUUGCGGGAGAACCAAGUCUCCUUUCCAGAAUGUGUUUCUCCCUGUGCACAGCGUGAUGGGCAGCACCGUGCGUGGUGAUCGUACUUAUUUGACUCGCUCCCCUUGCGCUGGCGUCGUCCCCGAGGAGGGUGGAGACAGACACUCGAGGGAAGAGAGUACACACUGACUGGAUGUGAGAAGCCAGUCACCUCUCCUCCUAGUCUAGGAGCACCUUCUGCCAUGUCUGACUCCCCGUGUGCGUAGGAGGACGUCUGUCUGUAUGUGUGUAGUGCCCCGUGUGUUGCAGUUGCGGUGAGUAUGGCCAUCCGGGUGUGGGCAGUGCCCAGCCUGCAUCGGGAUUGGAAGGGCGCCAACAUAAGGAAGGUUGAUCAAGUCCAUGCCUUUGUUUUCCAGGAAUAAAUACCUGUCCUAGUCUACCGGUAGCUAGGGGCAGCAUGCUUCCCUUGUGGAGGAGAACAAAGGGAAGAGCCCUGUCAAAGCUCUGGGGCCCUGGGGGAGAUCUUGGUGACAUUCCCUCACGGGCACAGGUGGGUGUAUUAGCUGGGUUUAGAGCCACGUGCAGUAAACUGAAUGCCAGGGCACGUGACUGAACCUGUACCAGCCCUGAAGAGUGACCUGGAAGACCAAGGCAGCCGUGUUAUUUGAAGGAUCUUUUGAUUCCCCCGAGGUCUUUCUGAACGACAUGCUGCUUCUCUUGGCCCUGGAGACUGUCCGACAGCACAACAGAGUGGACAGAUGCUGGGAUGGGCGGAGAUGCAGUAAAGGUGGGAGUUCAGUGUGCCUGGGGACAGACUGAAGUCCCUGUGACUUGCUGAUCGUCUUACUUCCUGCCAGGGCUCAUCUGUGCAUGGCAAGUUUUGCCUUGAGUGGGUGACAGACUGUCUUCGUUGAACCACAUACUGCUAUGACAUUUCCAUGCUAUUUAUUUGGGGGUGGGACGGGUGGUAGCAGCCUGAAGUUCAGCUACUUGAGUGCCGCCCCAUCCUUUGAAGGGCACACUUCUGCUAAGGAGUGGUUUCUACUGCUGUGUUUGGUACAUUCAGUCCUUCUGUUAUAAGCUACCCUUACGUGUCCUUACAGUGCAUUAUAGUCAUCCUGGAACAGAAUAAUCAAGGACAACCAAAAUUCUUUCAUUAGUUCCAGUACCUGCUGUCGCCAUUUCUGAGCUCCCAGUCAAGGCUCCCGUGUUAUGGAGUGAAAUUCUUGCUUUGUGAGUAGUGGGAGUAUGGGAACGUAAUAACCGAAACAAUUACCCUUUACUCUGAAAUUCCAUGUUUUCCUCUUUCCCUGAGUUGAAUUGACCUGAAGAGUUCAUUUCCUUUGUAUUUUUUUAAGAAAAUAUUAAAAAUCAUCUAUGUCA